UCGAAUGGGAACGAUUACGAGUACCACCAAGCUUGACCGUUCAGCGUCGCCCAAAGCACUAACAUUCUGAGCUUCCGUAUGAGCCUCACGUACAAGAUGUGCUUACAAACGGACAAUCAAAACGACCUUCAGGAUUGAUUCGGGGGAGGAAACACGGGGUGCAGCAAGUACCAAUCGUUCUGGCGGCCCUUCGGAACGUUCCACGCUCUCACGGAGUCGUGAAUACUUAUAGUCGCAUUCCUCGUCUCACGAGUUCUCUUAUCCCCCCGAGGUGCCACCACGAUGACCAUUCAAGUUAAACACUACGUUCCGCCGCCCGUCACGAAAGAGUCAUUGGACUAUGCGGACCUUCCGAUAAUUGACCUAUCCAAGAACCCGCGUCCCGAAGAAGUGCGCGAAGCUAUGCAGACACAUGGAUUUUUCUAUGUAGUUGGGCAUGGUUUAUCACCUACCGAGAACCAGCGAAUCUUUGACAUUGCUGAUAUUCCGUUCACUGAUAUUAGUGAUAGCGAAAAGCAGCAGUACGAGGCGAAAAUCAUACAGACAGGGUCCUACCAGGGGUAUAAACUCCGGCAGUACUGGCACAUCGACAACGGGGUGAAAGACCAAAUCGAGCAUUACCAGAUUCACCGAGAUGUCACCAUGCGACAGCACCCCAAAGGCCUACGCCCGUAUCUCGAAGAGAUCGAAGCAUUUAUAAAGCACAACCACUUUAAUGUUCUUCAUCCCAUUCUGAGACUCCUCGCAUUAGGUUUAGGCCUCCCAGAAAAUGCCCUCGUGGAUAUUCACGGAUACUCCUCUGUCGGGGAAACAUCUUUGAGGUUUAUAAAAUAUUACCCCCACUCCGCCGAGGACAACAAAAAGACGAAGAAUGUUUGGCUUAAAGGGCACACCGGUACAUCUAGUGCUAUAUUACGUUACAUGCGACUGAUACCUGUAGAUACUGGUUCAAUAACCAUCCUGUACAGUCAGCCCGUAUCGGCGUUGCAGAUGCUUGCACCCUCGGGUGAGUGGAAAUGGGUAAAGCAUAUCGAGAAUGCGCUGGUCAUCAACGCUGGAGAUGCGCUCGAGUUUCUGUCAGGAGAGGUUUAUCGCUCUACGAUUCAUCGGGUCGUUCAACCUCCCAUGGAUCAGAGGGGGUGCCAACGCCUUGGAGUAUUCUAUUUCUCUUUGCCAGAUGAUAACGUGAAACUCCUUCCUUUGGUUGACACCAAAACACCGAGUCGACGGUUUGUGGAUGUGGACACUCCGACCAUGGAAAAGUGGCGAAAGGGGAGAACGGCAGCGUAUGGAAAGACGCAGCCGAGGAAGGUAGACGGGGAUGAGAGGGUCGAAGAGGAAGUUAUUGCUGGGGUUGUGAUGAAGCAUUAUAACUAAUGAGAGGUAUCCGUAGUUCAAAAGGCUGUCAAAACAUAAAGUGCAGUGAUUAUGAUCCAAAUUUUUCUGCCUUUUAUGUCUACUUCAGGAAUUGCUUUAACUAUUAACCAUAUCAAUUAUGUACUUGAUAAG
This is a messenger RNA of Desarmillaria tabescens, 1509 nucleotides long. RefSeq names its product Clavaminate synthase-like protein. NCBI's taxonomy places the organism in Eukaryota, Fungi, Basidiomycota, Agaricomycetes, Agaricales, Physalacriaceae. The coding region runs from base 283 to 1377 and encodes 364 amino acids. The record is from RefSeq and is a predicted model, not a curated record. Gene Ontology annotation, molecular function: 2-oxoglutarate-dependent dioxygenase activity. The transcript has 10 exons.